AUGACAGUGGCCAAGAUGAGGUCCAUUGCUUCAUUACUCGGCAUUCGUCUGGUAUUUAAUCUGCGAAAGGCACAGAUUGUCGAGAUAAUGGUGGACAGUGACAACAUUGAAAUAGUCUUCAAUCAUCUCAAGGAGCAGUGUCUCUUUAAAGAUGAUGUUGCCCAGGACACGACCUUCAUCAACUUGCCAGAGAUACCAUUCCGAACCAUCCUCUCAUUCCUCAAUGACAUCGAUAUAUGGUGUCUCUUGCAUUCAUCAACAAAGAUGCUUGCAAGAGUCAAAGUUAAACCCAAAACAACAAUGGCAUUCCACAACUCCAAUGUGCCGCUGCAGGCUGGGAGCGUGUCUCAAGAGGCGACAGCACUCACCUUUGGCGAUGAAUUCAACCAACCAUUGGAUGCUGAACACUUUCCUCCAAGACUCAAUACACUGACCUUUGGCGAGGCAUUCAAUCAACCGCUCGCGCAAUUCGGAUUCAGCUUUCCACAUGAAUUGACUUCAAUCUCCUUUGGCGACUCAUUCGAUCAAUCAUUGGAACCUGGGGUCCUGCCUCAAGGACUGAUGACACUCCAAUUCGGAUACGACUACAACCAGCCAUUCCAUCCUGGACAGCUGCCCAAUGGCAUCACAACAAUCAUCUUUCCUGAGCUCUCUCUAUUUGACCAACCAUUGGUGUCCGGAAGCCUGCCAAGCUCAUUGACAACUCUGACACUCUCGUACAACUUCAAUCAGCCUCUCAGCCCUGGAUUCCUUCCAGACUCAUUGACAACUCUCACUUUUGGAAUGGCCUUCAAACAAAAACUCAAAGUUGGAGAUCUUCAUUCUGGGAUCACAACUCUCAACUUUGGUGCAAGGACUCAUAUCAUUCUGUUCCGACGGUUGUUUGAAAUAUCUGAG
Messenger RNA from Acytostelium subglobosum LB1, 897 nucleotides. RefSeq lists its product as hypothetical. The annotation marks the transcript as partial. The transcript is spliced from 2 exons. Lineage: Eukaryota; Evosea; Eumycetozoa; Acytosteliales; Acytosteliaceae. The record is from RefSeq and is a predicted model, not a curated record.